GUUCGCGAAGGUUGCGACGUUCAACUUCGAGAUGAAUGCAACAGGUUACUUUGGGGGUAACAGGCUUCUCGAGUUACCCGUUCCGCACGUGCCCGAGACGCUGAAUUGGAGCACCGCAUACCCCGAGUGCGUGAACGAAUCGUGCUCUUCCUGUCCGAAAAUUCCUGAGCCGAACGACCCAGAUUGGCUGGGCGACAUCGACGCUAUUGUCGCACGAGUGCCCUGCGACGAGCCAAGCAAUUCCUGGGCGAAGGAUAUUCGGUGGCAGCAGCAGCUCCUAACUAUCGCAGGGUUCGUCACCAGGGCGCACCGCCCUUGGUUACCAGUGGUGCUGCUCUCCGCGUGCCGCCCGCCGCCCAACCUCUUCCACUGCUCGCUCCUCAUGAGGCAGGAGGGGGACGUGUGGCUCUACAACCUGACGGCCAAUGACAUGCUGAUACGUAUGCAACCUCUGGGAUCAUGCGCCAUGGCUCAGCCAAUCAAGUGCGACAUGCCAGUGCUACACUCGUCUGAGCGCUAUGUGUGCGGCGCAAUAGUACUGCGGCACAACAUAAGGAGGGCGGAGAGCACGCGUGAGAUGGUUGUGCUUGUAUCGAAGGAGAUUUCAGAGGAGAUCAGGCGAGGACUGAGGGAGGCUGGGUGUCGAGUGAAGGAGAUAGAGAGGAUAAGAAACCCGAACGCUGAGGAGGGGGCUUAUAACGAGUGGAACUACAGCAAGCUGCGGCUGUGGCAGCAGGCGGAUUACGCCAAGCUCGUCUUCGUUGACUCGGAUCUUCUCCUGUUGACCAGCGUUGACUUCCUCUUCGCCUUCCCCGAGAUAUCCGCCCGCGGAAAUGACGGCCCUGAUUUCAACUCAGGGGUGAUGGUCUUGGAGCCAUCGGAUUGCACGUUUCAACUGCUGAUGGAAAAGCUUAUGAGAGUGCGGUCAGCCAAUGGAGGAGACCAGAAUCCAUAAACACUCUUAAACCCGUCUGGACUGCAGACCCUGUAGCGAAACAAGCCAUCAUCGCUAUAAAGAACAAGUGGUUCUCAGAAGACCCCUCGGAGAUUCAAGGGAUACACUACCUCGGUGUAAAGCCAUGGAUGUGUUACCGCGAAUUUGACUGUAACAUUCUGGACCCAACACGUUUGGAUUUUGCGAACGAGGCUGCUCAUAAGAGGUGGUAGAGUGUACAUGAUUCUCUGCCCGAACCCCUGAAGCAAUUUUGUCGGUUAACUGUA
Messenger RNA from Closterium sp. NIES-67, 1221 nucleotides. The record is from the annotation of a GenBank genome assembly. Lineage: Eukaryota; Viridiplantae; Streptophyta; Zygnematophyceae; Desmidiales; Closteriaceae.